This is a messenger RNA of Astrephomene gubernaculifera, 7197 nucleotides long. Lineage: Eukaryota; Viridiplantae; Chlorophyta; Chlorophyceae; Chlamydomonadales; Astrephomenaceae. The record is from the annotation of a GenBank genome assembly.
GAGGAGGGCAGGCUGGCGGACCAGGUUGGGGCGCCACGACAGCCUGCUACACCCGCACGCCGAGCAGCUGCUUCCCACGUCACCACCCACCACCCGCAAGCCCCCCAGCAGCCCCCGGGACCAGACAAGGCAGCAGUACGGGUGAUGACUCCGCCAGCAACCCCGCCGCCCCCAGCCCCGGGGUCCUGCGAUCCGCCGCCGCCCCCGCCGCCGCUGUCAUCUUCCCCGCCACCGCUCGCCACUCUACCGCCAACACCGCAGCAGCAGCAGCAGUUGCUGCAGCGCUGGGCGCUAGCGGUACUGACGGCGGCGGCGGCGGCGGGGAAGCUGCCGCAGCGUCCGGCUGCCCCUGCAGCUCCGGCCGCCAUGCGGGCGCCACACUCGCUAUUCCCAUCCGGUAGCAUUAUGAGCAACGGUGUCGCUGUUCCCGCACCAACGACAACAGCAGCGGGUGCAGUACCGUCGUACAUUCCCGGCGGCGUGCCGGCGCUGCUUGUGACAGCAGCGGCGAUCUCAGCAUGCGCAGCGGAGCGGGGCCUGCUGACACACCCCGGCCCGGGUGCUGCGGGGGGAAAGGGCGCCGCUGCAACGGCUGCUGACGGGGGGGCAGGAGCGACUUUGUCGUACGGUUGUAGCGGAGCCAGCGGCGGCGGCAGUACUGCCUACAGUAGCAGCAGCGGCAGCGGCGGCUUCCCCUGGCCGCUGUACCUUAUUGGCACACGUGACAGCUUCACGUACCACCUGGUGCCUCGUACGGCUGUCGUACAGGGGCCCGAUGGCCGUACGUUCAUUCGUACGGAGUACUUUUUCCGCGAGGACGAGUUGCCGCCUGACUACUGGGCUUUUGCAGGCAAACCCACAACCGAGGUGUUUGCAGAAGCGCCACCCGAACCCGCUGCUACCGGCGCUGCUGCUGCCGGCAGUGGUGCUCAGCCUGCUGCUGCUGACAACACAUACGGCACUGCCGCCGCCGCCGCCAGUAAGCCCGGCAGCAGCGGCAGUGCGGGUGGUGCUGCCGCCGUUUCCGUCGCUGCUGUCGCUGGGUUGCCGCCGCCUGACAGCGGUUGUGCCGUCGCAAAAGCAGCUCACCCGGAUACGCCGCCUUGCGCGGGUCUAGCUCCCGGCGCCUCUGCCGGUGCGGCUUCCCACCCGGCUGGUACGGCUGCGGUGACGACUGCACUGACUGCAGGUGUUACAGCAGCAGGCAGCGGCACCGCGGUGGGCAGUAGCAGCGGCGGCGGCGGUGCUGCCCUUGGCGGCGGUCAGAUGGACAGCGGCGGUGGUGAGAAGGACAACUGCGGAGCCGGCUUUGCUGACGGUGGUGACGGUGGUGACGCCGACGGGGAGCUGUGUUCGCUGGCUGCUGUGGCGGAGGUGCUGGGCAGCCUGGUGGCGGGACUGGAGGGGGGUGGCGGUGGAGGUGGAGAAGGUAGCGGGUUGCUCAGCGGCGGUCAGAAUGCCAGCGGCAGCGGCAGCAGCAGCAGUAUGAUGAUGACGGCUGCGGACUGCUUCACUGGGAACCCUGCAGCAGCCGCGGUAGCAGCAGCGGGUGGGGAGCGCGGGAAGCACGAUGGGCACGAUGGAGGUACCCAUGCCCGCUGCACGGCUGCUGGCACCCAUCCCGCUCCUCCGGCAGCACUGGUGCUAGCAGCAGCAGCAGCAGCACCGGCACCACGAAUUGCGCCUCCCCUAGGUACGGCUCCCGAGGUACCUGCAGCAGCAGCGGCAGCUGCCCCCUCCCCCCUGCAGCCGCCACCUCCCCAACCACCCGCCCCCGCCCCCGCCCCCGCCUCUUCCUCCCUCCUGCUGCUGCUGCCCCCUCCGCCGCCCCCUCCGCCGGGUCUGCUGCCCGUGGGCGUGGUGUCGUACACCGCGCUGUUCGGCCCGGGGGAGCUGCGGCGGGUGGAGGCGGCGGCGGAGGCGACUGACGUGGCGGCGCGGCGGGGGCUGCUGCCGCCGGAGUGCCACCACAGCUCGGUGGGGGGCGGGGGCGGGGGAGGCGAGGGGGCGGCGCUGAAGAGGACCAAGAUGUUUUUCGGAGCGCGCUACCUGUGGACCCGCGAGCAGCUGUCGCAGCCGCUGUCCCGGGUGGCUGGCGGGGUGCGACUGGAUGUGCCGCCGCCGCUGCCCUGGAUGAGGCAAUUGGUGGAGGCCCCCCUGGUGUCCUGCGGGGUGGUCCCCCGGGGCUUCGUGGACAGUGUGGCGCUCAACCUGUACCACGAUGGGAGCGAGGGAAUACAGUCCCACUACGACGACGGCGCUCGCUUCCGCCGCCCCAUCUACUCGCUGCGCCUCUUCUCCGACAGUCGCCUGUCGUUCGGGGGGGCGCUGUACGGCAACACGAACAACGCCUUCUUCGUACCCAUGCCACGAGGCUGCAUCACGGUGCUGUCCGACGCUUCCUACGCGGCCAACGGCAUCAAGCACUGCGUGCGGCCCGCAGACAUGGCGGGGCGCAGCGCGGCGCUCAUACUGCGGGGGAUACACCCGGGCGCGUGGAGGAAGGCGCAGGAGUUGCUGCUGGAGGAGACCUGCGGCCGCUUCACCCGGGCCCUGCGCCUAGACAGCGGCACACAGGGGCCUGCCAGCGGGCAGCCGCAGCCCGCGACUGGCGAGCGACCCGCGGGUCACCUUGGUCAGACCGGCGGCGACGGCGGCAGCAGUGCUGCUGCGAGGAAAACUUUCCAACAGCAGCAGCAGCAGCAGCAAACCCCGCGAGGUGGUCCCAGUGAUGCUACAAUCAGUCGGAUUGUACGACACGUCGUCGAGCGGUUGGUGGAUCGCGUGGAACGGCAAGUGCGGCGGCAGGCGGCGGUUGAGGCAGCGGUUGCGGAUGUCGUACGACGCAUGGUGUGGGUCGUCUCGCGCUCUGUGGCACGAGAAGAGGAGGCGGAGGAGCAGAAACGGAAGAGGGCUCUGCUCGCGCGGCGGCGACGGAAGCGGCAGCAGGUGGAGCAGGGGGAGCAGGGGGGUGGGCUGGCGUUACCCAGUACGGCACCUCCGCCCCACACCCUCAGCGAUACAGCGCUAGAAGGGGUGGAAAGCAGCGCGGUGUACGACAGGAGCAAGUACGGCAGUAGCAGCGCGGCGGGUGGCACGGCAGCGGACACGGGAGCUCUGCCGUACACUUUCGGUCGUACCGGCGGAGCUAGCAGGCGGGGGCGGGGCAGGGGCCGUGGAGGACUGCCGUACGGGGGUUUUGCAUCCCCCGGCCCCUCCCCGGGGGAGGCGGCCUCUGAAGCCCAGCUGCGGAGCCCCGAGGACCGGCAGAUUCGCCGGCUACUCAACCGCAUGAUUCGCGGGGUGGAGGCGGCAGCGGAGGCGGGCAGCGGCACCACCUGCUGUACGGCAGCCGGCACCUCCUCCUCCUCCCGCCGUACAGCUGCCGUACAUCACUACAGCAUGAUGCGGGGGCAAAGCCACGAAUCAGGGGAAGGAGGAGCAGGGGGUGGCGGCGGCGGCGUCAAGCGCACAUACGACAAGGGCGGUGCCGCAGCGGCAGGUACGGCGGCUGACGUGGACAGCGGCAGUGGCGCUGUUGGCAGCAGCGGCGGGAAGGCAGCCCUGGAGGCCGCUCCUCCGCCUCCUCCUCCUCGCCGCCUCCGGACUGCAGGGCCCGUGUUUACAUGUUCGCUGGACAGUACAGCGGGGGUGCGGCACUCGGGCGGUGGCGGGCCCGCUGUUGCCAAGCGCCGGAGGCUCGGAUGCAGCGGGGAGGAGCAAGCCGCCGCUACUGCUGCUACUGCUGCUGCCGGCCCCUUCUGUUCGGGAUUAAUACGUUCGCCCCCAAUCCCUGCUGCUGCUGCUGCUGCCGCUGCUAGCUACCCGCACGUGGACCCUCGUCUGCUGGAGGACGAGAGGGACUGUGAGGCGGCUGGUGGUGACGCUGACGGUGGUGGUGGUGGUGGUUGGGUCGGCAGCGGCAGCACCAUGAAGGUACUGGCGCCGCCGCCGCCGCCUGAUCUGCAACCGACAGUCGUCACUCCACCGCCGCUCCCGCGGCGACGGCGCCGGCGCCUCGACGGCGACUCCUCAUCCGCCGCCGCCGCUACCAGCAGUGCCGCCUACGCCGCCGCCGCCACUGACGAUGCGCUGGUUGCCGCCGACGGCUCCGUCGACCCCGCCGCCGCCGCCGCCGCCGCGGAGGCCCAGUGGUUCGGGCGGUGGAGCGAGGCGCGCGUGCUGCGGGCCGCCAGCCGACUGGCGCUGGCGGGGGCGGAGCUGGGGGGCCCGGGGCUGAAGCGGGCGGUACGGCAGGUGUUGCGGGUGGAUGGGUUCCGCAUGCUGCGCUGGCUGAGGCGGCAGCGGGCGGAGGUGGCGGAGGUGGCGGAGCAGCGGCAGCAGGACUCCCCGCCAAAGCAGUCGGUCGACGCAGCGGAGGCCGCCAAGCCACCAUCCCGCCCUGGUGAUGCCGCUGUCACCUCGCAGCCGCCGCCACCUCCGCCCUCCAUGUCGUUCAUGGCCCUCAUGCUGGAUGCUCUAGUGGGCGACGAAGGGGAAGCCAAUUGUUGUCGCCCCCGCCUUGAUGAACAACAACAACAACAAUCGCUGACUUCAGAGGACGCCGGGGCCGCUGGUGCCGACGUUGCCACUGCGGCGGGCGGCGGAAGUGGGGAAGGCGGCUCCUGUUCGUUUCCCAGCUGUGUCUGGCCCACCACGUGGCUAGAUACGCCAACUCUUGCCCAAUCCGAUGAGCCCGACGCUGCUAGUGUUUGCAGCGGCCUGCAAGGGUGGUCUAACGAAAACGAUACGGCGGCGGCAGCGGCAGCGGCGGCAUCGCCCCCCAGCGGCGGCGGCGAGGAGGUGCCGCGGCUCUGGAGGCGGCUGUACGACAAUACGGUGUCCGCCGCCGCCGGCCUCGUCGCCACCGGAGGAGGCGCUGCUGCCAAUCCCAGCUUGCAGACGUCGACCUGCGUGAUGUGCGGCAACGACGGUUGUUCGUCUCGUGGAGCCGAUGGGGGGAUAGUAGAGGCAGCAGCAGACCCGGUGUCGUCGACUGAAGACGGAUUGGACCCGUUACUAGAGGUUGGUCCCGCGCAGCUACUGGCUCAUGCCGUGCUCAGCCAUGUUAUCGCUGCCGCCGCUGCGGCGGAGGUGGCGGUAGCGACGACGGAGGCGGAGGCGGCAUGUCGUACACCGACGGCCGCCACUACCGCGGGGAAGGCACUGGCUUCUGAACUUGUGAAGGCUGCUGACGUCAGGAACGGAACAGGCGUGACAGAGGGCGCGGAGGUGGCGCGGGGAUCGCUUCUAGAGAAGCGUUCGGCAGCGGUGCUAACCGGGGACGCGUACGUGCAGCCCGGCCGCUGCCCGUCACUGCCACCACCUGGUGAGGAUAGGCAUCCGGUUGGAAAGGCGGGGGCAGUAGCAGCUGGGAACACUUUUGGAUCAGCAGCAGCAGCAGCGGCAGCAGCGGCAGAGACCCGGGGUACAGCAGCACUGCUGGGUGAAGUGGCCCCCCAGCCGCUUGGUGUAUACGGCGGCGCGUGCAUGGCGGUAAUGGGCACAACAGCAACAGCAGCAGUAACGGUAACGGUAGGAGGCGCACCACCCGGGGCGUCGUCUGGGGAUUUGCCAAGGGGAGCAGUUGUCUUGACGCCUCCGCUAAUCGGACCAACCGUUGCAGAAGCGGCACCGGCGAUGACGGCAUCAUGUACGGCACCCGUCGUACCAGCAGGCGCAUCAGCGAGGAGUGCGGAGGAGCCAUGUACAGCAUUACUGGCAGCUCGAAACCCUUCGGUGCAACAGCCGCAAGGUGCAUUUGAUACAACAACAAUAACAUCAGCAGCAGCAGCAUUGGGACGAACUGCAUCAUCCCCGACGAACCCAGCUGCUGAAACAAGAGCUGUAAACGUGAGAAAUGGUGUUGCUGGUGCUGUUGCCACCUUGGCGGCAGUACCAGCGGCAAUGCAAGCACUGAACACGACGACGGCUUCCGGCUCGACGGCAGGAUUGGCACCACCUCAAAUGAAAGCAGGUGCGGCAGCCGCAGCAGCAGCGGGGGCGGCGGCGGGCGUUGCGGGCGUUACGGAGGCGCCUGUCGUACCACCACCCAGCUCCCAACAACCGCAGCAUGCCGUGGCAUCCUUGGUGGAUGGCGACGCCUGGGGGGGAACCAGCUUCGCUGCCGCUGCUCCUUCUUCUUCCCCAGCGGCGCCGGAAACACUUCCAGCUCAGCUGCCGCCGCCUCCACAGAUGGUGGCUGUGACAGCGGCGACCGCAGUACCUGCUGCUGCUGCUCCUACGGGGGCUCCGGGGGCUGCCGGCGCCUCUCCUAACCCGCCGCCCUCCACCGGUACGACAAGCAGCGCAACAGCCGCACCCGCUGUCGUACUGUCUACCGCGGCUGGCGCCUCCCUCCAUGAGCCGCCGCUGCAGGUGCUGGGGCCUCUUGCUGCCGCCCCCCCUCCGGCAACUCCUCCUGCUCCUCCUCCUGCACGCCAGCAGCGGCAGGCGGCUAGCGAUGGGGAGGAGACGGGGGGCCGAGCGGGGGCGGCAGCGGAAGGGGCUCUGGCCGCGACUGGGCAGCAAGCCGCGUGGCAAGGGAUGACGGGCGGGGCCUCACCAGCACCAACAGCAGCAACAGCAGCAGUGAGCCCGGGGCGCACCCCUGCACCAUGCACCGCUGCAGCAGUGGUGCCGGCAACAGCACCAGUAGCAGCAGCAGCAGCUACUGCCGCCGCCACUGCUCACCAGCUGCCGGUACGCCCUCCCGCCUCCCACGCGGUGCCCGCUAGGUCGGGUGUGGGUGGGGGUGCGGGGCGCAAGCAGCGGCCGGUGUCCAGCCUGCCGCAUGAGGUCUGCAUGCAUUGCUACGAGGCCCUUCCCGCGGAGGCAUGCGGCGCAGCGGACCCGCCCCACAGCACUGUAGCCCCUCCCGGUGGCAGCAGCAGCGGCAGCGGCAACGGCGACCCCUCCUCCCCCGCCUCCCCCUCCUGGCGCUGCGAGGGCCCCUGCCGCCGCCCCUUCCACACCUCCUGCGUCCGCCCCGCCAAGCCGCCCGACAAGUACGCGCCCCUGGCCGCCCGCAGCAUCUGCGAGCAGUGCUUCCGGGACUCCCACCCCUGCUCCCUGUGCGGCCGGGACGCCGCGGGGGAGGGCUCCGAGACCGCCGCGGGGCUGGUGAAGUGCGGGCUGGCGGCGUGCGGCCGGUGGUACCAUGCGGAGUGCCUGGCGGCGCAUCCCCUCACCAAGAAG